Messenger RNA from Priapulus caudatus, 3884 nucleotides. RefSeq names its product flap endonuclease GEN homolog 1-like. The record is from RefSeq and is a predicted model, not a curated record. Gene Ontology annotation, molecular function: 5'-flap endonuclease activity; four-way junction DNA binding. The coding region runs from base 294 to 3578 and encodes 1094 amino acids. The transcript has 13 exons. NCBI's taxonomy places the organism in Eukaryota, Metazoa, Priapulida, Priapulimorpha, Priapulimorphida, Priapulidae.
GCAACAGAAACAUUGGAAAACACGAUUUCAUGAAGGUUUUUACCAUCGUCUUAAAAAAUCCCUAAAUAAGUUUCUUGGCUACAUUGAAUGCGGAUGACAAAGCCUAUAAGUUUGUAAAUGAUGUGCGGAACAACCAACAAACAAUGAGGAGUUUUACCAGCUUUAAAAUAAUGGAUAUGGGGUGAAAUUCUCAAAGCUGAACCGCAAAAAAGGAAAACACCAUAAACUCGUCUUCUGCCUCAGUGCCUGCCACUCGCGAAUAAGGUAAAACAAGCCAGUUAUACUAACCAUCAAUGGGUGUAAAAGGACUGUGGGACAUACUAGAUCCAGUGCAGAAGUACACCACCCUGCAGGACCUGGAAGGCCAGACUUUAGCCGUGGACAUGAGUGCUUGGGUGGUGGAAAACCAACUGCAGGGUGUGCAGAGGCAUUUGCUGAAUGCACAUGUCAGGAACCUUUUCUUCCGAGUCUCCUACAUGAUACGCCAUAACAUCAAGCUAGUGUUUGUAACUGAGGGAACGGCCCCAGCUGUUAAAGCCAGCACCAUUGCAAAGAGAAGAGAGAAGCUACCCUGUCACUCAGAAUCUAAGCAGCCAAGCAAUGGGCAUCCAAAUAUGAAGAGAAAUUAUCUCAAAGGAUUAUCAAAGCCAUGCUGCACCCUAUUGGAGCACAUGGGUAUUCCCUGUGUUACCAGCACAGGUGAGGCAGAGGCUACGUGUGCAUUACUUAACCAGCUUGGGCUGGCUGAUGCUGUCAUUACAGAAGAUGGGGAUGCCUUUCUAUACGGCGCUCGUACAGUUUACAGGAACUUUUCCAUUUCAAAAGAUGCUCACGUGGAUGCGUACACUACUGACGAUAUCGAGCGUAGCUUGGGGCUGAGCAGACGACACUUGGUUGCGUUGGCCCUCCUAAUCGGCUGCGAUUACCACGAUGGUGUGCCUCACAUUGGCAAAGAAAAGGCCCUGCUCCUGUUCAAAACGCUGGGAGAGGACGACCCUUUGGACAGAUUUAAACGUUGGACAAAUGAUCGAUGGUUUAAUGAUUUACCGACUGCUGAAUCUAUUGGAAAAUUAAAGCACUGUGUGAGAUGCAAGCAUCCAGGCCAAAAAAGGCAGCAUCAGAAGACCGGCUGCAUCCACUGCAGCAGCGCCAUAAGUUGCGUUCCCAGCGACGAUGGUUAUGAGUGCAAGUGUGAGUGGCACCAGCAGAAGGUGAUAGCAGACAAGCAUGCUGUGGAGCUGCGAGUGAGGAAGGAGGCUCUCACUGUGCCAGGAUUCCCUAGUGAUGAGAUAAUAAAAGAAUUUCUGAAUUUCAAUGAGGACAUGCCAAAGGAACCAUUCGUGUGGAGGCGACCAAAGCUUGAUAUGAUCGUUGGAAUGUUGGGAGCACAGCUUCACUGGGAUCCAGUAGAUGUUGUGAAAAAAGUCAUUCCUCUAAUAACUGCAUGGGACCUGCAGGAUAUUGCCACCAGGGGGCGUACCAAUCCACAGCACAUGAAGCCCAUAAGAAUUGUACAAAGCAGAGUAGCACAAGGAAUAGAUAGCUUGGAGGUGGAAUGGGAGAAACUAGAUGGUGACAGAUGGACUACAUCUAGUUACUACUCUACCGUUGAGUCAGAGAAGAGUUUUAGCACUGCCUAUCCUGACAUGGCAAAAGCAUUUUUUGAUGAGCUUCUAGCCAAGAGGGCAAAGAAGAAAUCAAAGCGAAAAAAUGAAAAUGGCAAGAAAAAGAAAGAUGGGGACAAACACAGCAAGGUUGCUAUUGGAACUCAGAAUACUCUUGAAAAAAAUUCAAUUGGUUGCUCUGAUGAUAUCGAGUCACUCACUCAUGGUCUGCAGAGGGUUGGGCUUAGUGGUCAUAAAAUGACCGAGAAUGUGCUCGAAGUCAGAAAGAAAGUCAGUCUCGUUGAGUUGGGAAAAUCUGCGAGAGACGAAAAAACAUGCGAUCGUGUUAGAAAGCCUGCAGAGGAUGGAGUUUAUAACACCAUCGCUAAUCGAGAAAGUCGUGACACUGAAACCAUAGAACUGCAACCAGAUACUUCAUUCACAUCGGUGUUUGAGGGAAAGGACGAUCGGCGAUUUAUUUCCACCUUUGACUUGCAACCAUGUUCGUCAAAACGUGAUGGCACUUCGCUCUUGCCUUACCAGGGGACUGACCCUGAAGAUGCACAACAACGUGAAGCAGGAUGCAUCUCCGAGGAAAGCUCGGACGAUGGCGAGGAUGGAGGCCUGCUGCAGCGCAUCAUGGCUCGGAGAAAAGCCGCAGAUACGUUGACAAGUGGUGACGGACGGGCGCCGACCGCGGCUGCCAUUUGUCAUGUUGGAGAUACUCGGCUAGCGUCAAGCGGCGAUCGGAUUCGUCUCGUCGAUGACAGCGACGGUGACGGUACGGUUUUGCUGACGUCAUCGGACGAGUCUGACGCAGGAGAGAUAGUCAAUGGCGGAACGGAGAAAGGAAAAACCAAAGUAUUGACGUACUGUGGGCAGGAAACGCGUUCGGAAUCGUCUGUGGCUGUCGUCGAGGCAGUAAAUGGCAUCUGUACCACCACCGAGGCUGAAAGUGGUUUUGCGUCCGAACCCCGAAAGAUCAUAAGUGGAACGCUGUCUGCAACAAAUCGCCUUGGUGCCGUCGGCGAUGGUACUGGUAACCAUAACAUGGACUCAGACCAACUGGUCGUAUGCACACAAUCAUGGAAGAAGGCAAGUACAUGCCAGGGCGAAAACCUCAAACAGUUGUUUUACACUAAGACAGGUGAUCCAGUUGCUGACAGCAACCGACGUGAGGAGUCAACAUUCUUGUCAGCAUUGCGCGCGGAAGUCGAUGUUAGAACUACUCCCUUGCAGCUACAUCCUCCUGCAGGCAGGCAGACCGGUUGCUGCGCAUCGUCACCUUACAACGCCAGCGACGACCUGUUCGCAAGUUAUGCCGAGGUCACACCUACUAGGACACUGUGCCCCUCUGAUGCGACGUCUGGGUGUGCUAGUGGCUUGCGUGAUUGCAAUACCACUCGCUAUCCGCCUAUUCCAGAGUUUAUCAGCACUCCAGUUGUCUGCAUGCUCGAUUCUACCGAGCAGUCCCCCAUGUUAGAGUGUACACAUACAAAAAUUAAACAUUCGACUAGCACCCCGAAUUUGCUAGAGGGUGGGCAUGCAGAACUGAGGAAAUUUGUAUAUAGCAAGGGCAUCCAUGGAGAAAGAGAUGCCUUCUCUCCAACUGGUAACAGAAAUGUGUGCCAUGAUCUAGCACCAGAGGGAGCUGCGUGCCCUCAUUGUUCUGCUAAUGUAACCACGACAUUGCAUGCACCAACAUGCCGUAUACGCAUCGAUGGAAAUCCUCGACCCACGACGGUCUCCAGCGAGAAUCUUUGUCGUGUCAAUAUUCCUCCAGGUAAUGCCCAGCAGAUGAUUGAAUUUGGGCUUACCGUGUCAUCGGCAGGGAUCAAUACGUCCAUAGAAAGCCUAGCCACUGUAGUUGCAGCUAGUGAGGACCAAGCGAGCAACGUGUGCUCUUACUUUGAUAAUGUCGACGAUAGUCCACUUCCACUUGCCGAGCGGCUAAAGCGAAGGCUGAAUAAGUAAUCGUGUGUGGUGUAGGAUUAUAUCAACUUGUUAACAGGCAUAAAUAAUAUUUACAUUAUAUUUUAUAUUUACCCAUCAACCCACUGUUGUUAAUUUACUCAUGUGCUGUGAUGGAGAAGGGGUGCUAUGUGCUUGGGGCUACUUGCCAGCAACACAAUAAUCUUUGCUGUUAUAAGUGAAGGCACUCGGUACUUGAUAUGGAUCUUCCUACUCUCCCACCAGGAAAUUACAAUAUGUAAAAAUGUCAUAUAUAUCAGUAGUUAUUUUCCUUAUAAUAAAACGUUUUUAAACAAAUUGUGUGCACGA